Molecule: messenger RNA, 3523 nt
Organism: Anopheles funestus (African malaria mosquito)
Lineage: Eukaryota; Metazoa; Arthropoda; Insecta; Diptera; Culicidae
Gene: Ric
Product: GTP-binding protein Rit2
Exons: 3
Coding region: 982-1755 (257 amino acids)
Biological process (GO): Ras protein signal transduction
Cellular component (GO): plasma membrane
Molecular function (GO): calmodulin binding; GTP binding; GDP binding
Source: RefSeq, a predicted model, not a curated record
AAAUUAUACGCGUUUUCCGCGGUACCGCAUCUGCCGCGACUCGGGACUGUGUCGAACGAUGUAGGGCUAUAAUGCGUUCAACUAUGAUAAUCUUCCAGUGUCUAUCCGAAAAAUGAAUAUCAGCGGUUAGCUGAUGUAAUUGGAAAGUGUUUUUAAUGAAAAACUACCACUGCUUCGUAAAAUAAUGAACAUCAACCAAUCUUUUCUCUGCUCGCCAAUAUGAGAUUCUUUAAAUCUUUUCUAACGCGAAAUAAUGCUCUAAUAAAUUUAACUACAUACGUACUGAAAUAUAUACUUUUUCACAGCAUUGGUGCUUAUUUGAUUUUGCAAACAGCUUUUGGCUGUUUGGCGUAAGAAAACUUGAACAAGAUUUUGGAAUUAAAUGAGGCAACCGUAUUUUCCGAUGGGCCCAUAGUCCGAAAUUCAAAACUGCAGUACUAAAGCACUCACAGUAAACAUACAUCCAUUUAUUUCGUACCAUUGUCAAACGUCUAUCAAAACAAGACACAAACACAUAUCCACUCAGCCAGUGUAUCCUAGAAGGAUUUCGCCUGACACCUAGAGAAUUAGAAGAAACUCCUCCAACGGGAAGGAUGGUCAAAGACAUACGAAAGUCCUUGAGGAUGUAGUGCCACCCCGUAUAGUGCUUGAACAGCGAAAUUGUUCGGCGACAUGUGUCCACGAGUGUAGUGAGAUUAAGCAGCAGCAGCAGCACGAGAGAAGUGCGGUGUACCCUCUUCCAAGGAUACCACAACGGAGUGCCAGCGAGAACUGUUGGUUCCUUGGGGACAUAGGUAGCAAAUUAUUCAAGCGAUAAGAAACGGAUACACAGUAACAGUUAUCAACGAGAUUGAAAAUUUGUCCGACGUAAACACCACCUCAUAUUUCACUAACUAGAAGAUACCUGCUGGAACCAGUCGGGUCUGUACGAAUUGCAUUUCUUCGAGCUUAGCAUAACGUGUAGUAGUCGGCGGUGGUGGAAUGGCAGGCGACUUUUCAGGCUGCACAGCACGAAAGAAAAAUCGGGCACAAUCCAUCGAGUACAAUCCGGUCAAAACGGAUGGCAGUGGGGAGAACUCAAAGCAACCUACGAACCCCUUAACGACCAGGAGCGGCUUGCGAGUGUACAAGAUUGUCAUUCUGGGCGACGGAGGUGUCGGAAAAUCGGCUGUUACCCUCCAGUUCGUGAGCCACAGCUUCCUAGACUAUCAUGACCCAACGAUUGAGGACUCGUAUCAACAGCAGGCCGUCAUCGACGGGGAAGCCGCCCUGCUCGAUAUACUGGAUACGGCCGGACAGGUGGAAUUCACCGCCAUGCGCGAUCAGUACAUGCGUUGCGGGGAGGGUUUCAUCAUAUGCUACUCGGUCACUGAUCGCCACAGCUUUCAGGAGGCGUCCGAGUAUCGAAAGUUGAUCGCACGUGUACGGCUCACUGAAGAUAUUCCUCUGGUGCUGGUGGCGAACAAGCUCGACUUACAAUCGCAAAGAAAGGUCACGACCGAGGAAGGUAAAACGCUGGCGAAGCAGUUCGGUUGUCCGUUCUAUGAAACAUCCGCCGCUCUGAGACAUUACAUCGAUGAGGCGUUUUUCUCACUAGUGCGUGAGAUAAGGCGAAAAGAGGAACAACGGACGCUGAAUGGUGGUUCCAGCUCUGAAAAGAUACAUCCGAGGCGGCGCAGCCGUUGGUGGCGGUUACGGUCAAUAUUUGCUCUUGUUUUUAGACGCCGCCGAAAUGUUACCGGUAUCAAUCAAUAGGUGACGACAACGUGCAGGCAAACACGGAGAAAGUUUAGGAAGCUGUUCCCAACCGCUCAGAAUUGAGUCCGUGAUCCGAUUGAUCCGUGAUACUGAGCUGGUUGUUGAUUUGUUACAAGCACGUGUACGGUGUUCAGUUCAAUAAGUCUGCCAAUGGUGUCCCAUCGAAACAAUGCUACAAUUGUGUGCUGUAUGUUUUCUUUCCGAUCGUGUUCCGGAUAAUCGCGUGUGUAUUAGGUAUGCUAUGACUAAGACACUUCUAUCAACGAAUAAGAAACUCAAAUUAUAUCUCAUGUUUCACCCAUGAUGCAGGCGCUAGAUGUUGAAACAGGAAUUACCUUUAGAACUGUAGGAUAAGCUUAGUCCUUAGGACACAGCAAUCUGUGACGCCCAGUCUAACGAAUUGAAUGAAGGAAUUGAAAGUCGAAUGCACACGUCAAGCUGCGAAGGAGCAAAGGUGCAACAGAUUUCUUCCUGAUUUAGGAUCUUGUUGAUUGUAAGGGGAACUCUCCCUAGGAAUAUGAGGGCACGUUAUUGGUCCUGUUUAUAAAACUAAAGCGUUAUUGAUUUCCAAUUUACUUUCCUUUAUUUCACUGAAGAACAGUUACAAACUGGCAUUAAAUUAUGAACAUUGACCAUUAAGUGAAAUUGUAGCUAGAUUACAUUAUCGAGAUGCGUGUUUUGCAGAAAACAGCAUUGUUUCAGUUAGCAGUAUUGAUCUGAAAUAGUACAUAUAUUAACAAUUGUCAACGAAUCUUUACAAACGUUCCACUUCGUAAUACGUUAGUUAAUUUACCUUCCUUUCCUGUAUCAGCUACGUUGCAUUACAGUAAGUCUCGAGUAAACUGUGAAAGAGAAUAACCAAAAGCGGAGUCAUGUAAACUAAGAAGAAAUGAUCGCACCUAGUGCAGUGUAGGACGUUGAUAGAUUGUAGCGUGUACAUCCGUAGUCGUUAGAUAUCAUUUCAAGUGCAUUACCAUUCGAUUGGUAAUUUUUGAAACUGUUCAUACACACAAACACAUCUUUACCAUAAUAGGGCAAAUAUGGGAAACCUCCUACCAAACCUGCUGAGCAUUAUUUGCUACGGUAUCUGUUUCAGGUAACUUUAAAGCAAACCAAAUGUAGCUCUACACAAGUACUGCAAACUGAACUAAACUAACUUAUCAAACUAAAAGUAUCUGUGAUGUAUGCCAAAACAAUGAAAAUAUCAAUCAAAUUAUUUCCCAGUUACUGCAUUACUUUAAGUUUUAUUUUGCAUUUUCUAGAUGCGCAAGCGUUUGAGAAGUACAAAUCUUCUUAUGGGUGUAUCGCAACUUUCACUAAAGUACAGUUUCGAUAAGGUUUUAAAUGAGAUUUUACAUUUUAUUUUUAUCAAUACACGUAAUGCACAAUACCAAAUACCGAACGACUAUAAUGUCCUCCCAAACCAUUUGCAAUGAAACGUGACACACCAUGCGACGAAACAAUAAAACAAAAUCUGAACUAUAAGCAAAAGUAUUCGAACAGGGUUAAAUAAUAAUAUAGUUGUAUUACAUACCAUAUGCAGCUAUACAGGUCCAAGAAAAGGUAUUCAACAGAUUGUAAGAUUUCUAGACUGCCAUAACAAAACGAGCGACAAAAUCAGGUUAAUUGUUUUUAAUGUGGAUACAGUUCUCUUGAAAUGUUACACCACUGCAAGGUAGGCUUGUACGUGGAAGAUUGAUUAUACUUCAUAUUAUUUACCAAAAAAAUCUUACACUUUGAUUCGGUAUAACUUUUAACGGAAUAC